UAUGAAAGUGGGUGAGAGGUGUGUACCGCUCUGUGUGUCUCACGUCCUGAUCUAGCUAGUGGCCCUAGUGCAAAUAAGGAGGGGGCGGAGUUGCGGCUCUUGUGCUCCUGAUGUUUGAGUAGUGGUCACCUCUAGGGCCAGUGCCUUCAUCCUGGACCCGAGGCCAUACUUUAUUUUCAGUAUGGAGAAUGAAAAGAGUCACAUGAGCAAGAGGAUAUUGAACCUGACCCUGGAGAUCAUCUACCUUCUGACUGGAGAGGAUUUAAUGGUUGUGAAGAAAUCUGGGGAACUUGUUGCAUGCAGAAUUUCUACAAAUUUGUUAGCUGCUUCAGUUAAGGCCCAAGAUCCCAUCCCACCUUCUCCUUGUGAGACCCAGUCUUCUGAAAAGAAUCAUGAAGAAAAGAUCCUUGAUCUGAGCAACAAGGUCAUUCACCUACUUACUGGAGAGGUCAUUGUAUCUUUGCAGAUUUGGAAAUUUAUUGACCAUGAAGUUUCACAAACCAGGAGUGAGGGUUGCAUGGAAGAACCACAGGAUGAGUUCAAUGGCAUGGGUACCCCUGAGAGAUUGUCAAGUCGAGAGGAUUACGCAGAGGUAGAUGCGGGCAGCCCAGAGAGCAUUACUGAGGCAGACACCUUAACAAAUGUGAAGCUUGUUAUUAUGCCACAGACUGACCAAAGAGACGCUUAUGUAAAGAUUAAGGAAGAAGAUCAGCCCUUAACUAUCAGUUCAGAUUGUGAAGAAAAUGAGCAAUCAAAUGCAACUUCUAGCCCCUCCAGUCCCGUUGGCACAGAUGAAAAGAUGUAUAUAUGUUCAAUGUGUGAGAAGUGCUUUCAGUUCAAGAGCAGAUCCCCUGCUCAGAGGGAUGACAAUGGAGAAAACCUGCGUUUGUGCUUUGACUGUGAGACAUUAUUUCAUUUCAAUCCUCACUCAGUCUUGCCACCUGGAAGAGAAGAGAAAACCUUUUACUGCUUUGAAUGUGGAAGGAACUUUGCCAGUAAAAUCCUUUUCCUUGCCCAUGAGCGUAUUCACUCUGGCAAAAAAUCCUUUCAGUGCUCUGAGUGUGGAUUGUCUUUCUCCAAUCAAUCCAUUCUUGAAACUCAUCAGAGCAUCCAUACAGGGGAUAAACCGUUUUCUUGCUCACAUUGUGGGAAAUGUUUUGCCAUGAAGGCCAACCUUGUCAAACAUGUGAAAAUUCAUAAUGCCGAGAAACCAUUCACAUGCCUUGAGUGUGGAAAGAGUUUUGGGAUAAAGUCCAACCUUGUGAAACAUCAAAGGAUUCAUACAGGAGAGAAGCCGUUUUCUUGUGCAGAUUGUGGUAAGAGUUUCGGAAUGAAAUCAAACCUCAUCAAACACCAGAGGAUCCAUACAGGAGAGAAGCCAUUUCCAUGUCAAGAAUGUGGAAAAUGCUUUGCUUCAAGGUCCAACCUGGUUAACCAUGAGAGGAUCCACACUGGAGAAAAGCCCUUUACUUGUUCUUAUUGUGGCAAGGGCUUCAUCACCAGUUCAGACCUUUUUCGGCACAAAAAGACUCACACAGAAAGUAAGCCAUUUGUCUGCACGGAAUGUGGAGAUUGUUUUAUUAACAAAUCUAUUUUUGUUAUACAUCAGAAAACGCACAGAUGAGCCUCUCUAACUUAUUCCCAGGAAUGUUUAUGCAUAGUUUGUGGAAAGGAAAUAAGGAAUAACUGUCUUAGCCAACAUCUACUAUUGAGGACUGACCUACCAAUCCCAUUUGUCAGAUGAUGUCGGAUGUGUCAAAUUUUGUUUGCUCUAACCAAUUCUUUCUUGAAAUGAAGAAUUUCUGGUACUACUGGUGCUGAUCUUUUUGGACUGUUUUAGGUUUUCUUUGAAAGAAAUUCCACAUGACUACAGCAUGAUUGCCAUUAGUUCUCUUUCCUAUGAAGAAAUGCUUUAGGUGGAAGUAUACUGUUUCAAGAUCAAGUUUAUAGAUGUGUUCUGUUUUGCUUGUUAGAAUGGUGAAUUUGUGACAAAAGUUACUGUAAACUAAAGGUCCUUUUAGAUGGGCCAAUUAUCAGGCAAAUUAUUUGGGUGAGCAUUUGUAUAAAUGCUCGUUCACGAUAUUCUGCCUGUGUAAAAGGUGCCACAAAUUACCCAAUGAACGAGCAGGUGAUCAUGUUGUUCUGCUGGCACGGAAAAUCUGCUGCGUAGUAAUAAUAUUUGGCAAGCGAUCACUGUAUAAGUCUCGUGUCCCCAUUCAGCGCAGGUGAUUGCUGUAUGUAAGCCUUUAUCUCUGCUGAUGAUCGGACAGGUGUCUUUGUUCCCAAUAAUCUGCCAGAUCAUCUAUCCAUGUAAAAGGACCCUUGAAUGUAACCAUAAUAAUGCAGUAGUGGGUGUGUGAAUUUUAUCUAUGAUAAUUUUUUGAGUUACAGACAAGGUAAUGGAGAGAAAUGAGAGAGACUGACAAAAGGACAUUUUCUGGAUGAUCUUAGCUCAGGGUUGCUUAUACUUGGUGUUUGUGGGAAAAAUUUAGUAGGCAAACAUGUAUAAAAAAAAUGGAUAAUAUGUGACAUUGAGUAUGCACUUUAGAAACUGGUAUCUUUAGACAUGUUGUACAAGUAGAUAGGAAGGAAGCGUUCCUUCCCAAACUCUGCUAUCUUGAAAACAAUGAAGAAGCAUGCGGUGGGGCGCAAUCUUUCGAAGCGAAAUAUGGCAUAACUAAGAGGUGGUGUAAAGAAGAAAAAUAUGUAGAACAUGAUCAAAUUUAUGAUACUACAUAUGCCAUUUUGAUAAUCUAGCUCCAUUUUUUUAGUUUUGUAAGUUAAUGCAACAGUAUUGAUAAAUUUCCCCUAUUGUUUUCAUACUUUGUAACUUUUACAUACAUUUUAUGUUUCUGUAGAACUAUUUUUCAGGGUAUAUUGACACAUAGCAGUUGAGGUGCAGGUAAAAUUGCUUAAAAAAAGUGUUUGCCGCAGUUUUUGAUGUGGUUGUGGCACGCCUAGACACAUCUUAGCCGGGUUAGGAGCCAGCAAUGACACGCUGUAGGGCCUUGCAGAUAACUUGAGAUUUUAUCCCUACCAUUUUCCCAGGAACCCAAAUAAAACUCAUAUUGAUGGUAAUCAAAACAAGUUCCCCUACUACUAAAAAACCCUAAUAAAAAAUAAUAUAUAUACAUAUAUAUAUAUACUCUCCUAAAGAAUUAUUAGGAACACCUGUUCUAUUUCUCAUUAAUGCGAUUAUCUA
This is a messenger RNA of Bufo gargarizans (Asiatic toad), 3202 nucleotides long. Its product is annotated as zinc finger protein OZF-like. Gene Ontology annotation, cellular component: nucleus. Gene Ontology annotation, biological process: central nervous system development; regulation of transcription by RNA polymerase II. The coding region runs from base 182 to 1624 and encodes 480 amino acids. NCBI's taxonomy places the organism in Eukaryota, Metazoa, Chordata, Amphibia, Anura, Bufonidae. The transcript is spliced from 7 exons. Gene Ontology annotation, molecular function: RNA polymerase II cis-regulatory region sequence-specific DNA binding; DNA-binding transcription factor activity, RNA polymerase II-specific. The record is from RefSeq and is a predicted model, not a curated record.